UUCGAAUGACUAUGGUCUUUUGAAACGUAGGAUUCUAUAUGAGGAUGAGGAAGAAAAAGAUGAGAUUUGGAUAAACUACUGUGGCAUGCCGAUAUGUUUUGGUAUUAAAGAAUUUGCCAUAAUUACUGGACUUAGAUGUCAUCAUGCUGUUCAGCCUCUUCCUAUUGUUAAGCCAAAGAAUACAACCAACAAAACAAAGAAAGUCAAAGGCAAAGAAAAAAUAGCUGAUGAUGAUGACUUGGUGGAUAUUGUUGGUAAGAGCUACAGAAGCACAAAUUUGCUCACAGAUCUGGAGUCUAAAACACUUUCAAGUAAGCACAAAGAGUCACUGCGCUUAGUUUGGUUCGUGCAUGCUAUUCUAUGGGCCAAAGACACCAAACAAGUCAUACCAACUAGUUUGUUAAAGUUAUCUCAGGAUCGUGAGGAAUUCAACAACUAUCCAUGGGGACACGAAAGCUACAAUUUAACUGUUAAAUAUUUGUUGCAAAAGCUUGGGCAUUUGAAGCCCUUCCGCACCUCCGACAGCAAGUCAAGGACUACUCUGAAAAGGUUUCUUAUCCAAGGAUCCUUAGAUGGUUGUCUGCCAAGAACAACCAAAAAGCGAAUGUUGUCGACUUGUUCACCCCUCCUGAUGAUGCAAUUGUGCAUCCGUGGCUCAUCCCUACUGAUUUCGAAUCAACCAUGCCAGCACCUUCUUACUUUAGGAUUUGUGAGAACUUUACCUGACAGGUUAUUGAUAGGAUUAAAAGAGAAUUGGAUGGAGUUACGUCCAUCAAAAGGGAAGCACUAGGUGGUGGUGAGGAGGCUGUUGGUGAUCCCAUAGGUGUUGUUGGUAGCGGUUUUGAUGAUAGUGGUGGUGGUGAUGAGCUUGAUGAUGUUGCUCAUCAUUCAGUUUUUGAAAAUGGAAUUGAUCAUGAUGAUGCCUCGCCUAGCUUAUGUGCUACUUGUCAAUGCAAGAGCUGCAAUGAAAGACGUGCUGAGUUAGUUAAUCGUAUCCAUGCAUUGACUGAAGCUGUAAAUAAUCUGGCACCAAAAAGGGGUAUCAAUCCAUCUAAGAUGAUUUCAAACUCCUGCAUUCCCAUUGAGAUUAGGAAAAGGAAGACGGAGAUUUCAAAGGCAUUGUCAACUAUCAAAGUUAUUAGCAAAGUUGUUAAUCCACUUCCUCGGCCAGCUGUGCAGCUUGAGCUUCAGAAGGGUGCCUCCUUUGGAGCUAAAUAGCGCGCAGGUUGAACGCAUAUACAGAGUACAGAACUGACUUGCUAAUAGACUAGCAUCGAUGGCCACCACCACUACUGAAAAUCCUAUUACUAUGCAGCUAUUUUGGGAAAUGCCACCAUCAUCGGAGAAACUUUGGCUUGACGAUAAAGUGGUGCCACAUCCGUCAGGAGGUUAAAUGCUAUUCAUCAUGAUCCUUCUACGAUGUAUGAUAUUAGUAGAACAGUACUAAUGCUGGUGAUAGGUCUUUUGUAUCUGCUGUAAAUACUGCUGGUAAAAUAGUGGCCCAACCACCACAAACUACCGUGGCUCAGCCACAUCUCUGGUUUACCAAAUUGAAAUUAUGUUUGUGUAGUGUAUUAUACACAAUAUUAUGUUUGUGUAAUGGAUGCUCGAGAGGCCCUCUCUAAGCUAUCUUCGAGCCUAGAUAUUAUGGCACCCGGGGUGUUAAUGAUGAACUGAACUAACUACGAGUGCUAAAGUCCUUAUCCGCUUAGUUAAAUGUUAUCCGAACCAAUAUCGCUAAAAGGUUUUGAGACAUAUAUAAAAAGUGCUAAUUGUCACUAAAAAUAUAUAUUUAGCGGCUAUUAAGCUAUUGUCAUUGG
Molecule: messenger RNA, 1820 nt
Organism: Solanum lycopersicum (tomato)
Lineage: Eukaryota; Viridiplantae; Streptophyta; Magnoliopsida; Solanales; Solanaceae
Source: RefSeq, a predicted model, not a curated record